AUGGGCAGCAAAAGCAAGAGAAAGAAGCAUUUUGACGACACAAGCGACAACGAUUCGUCAUUGUCGUCUUCUUCAAGCUCUGAGGAAUCUGAACGCUCUUCAAAGAAGCACCGGCGCCACCGCCACAGAAAAGAUGAUAAUUCGAGAAGAGAGAAAGAAAGGAGAAGGGAAAGGAGAGAGAAACGGAGAAGCAAGAGAGAGACGAGGAGAAGGAAAUCCAAAAAGGAGGACAAUAAGAAGAGGGCUUAUGGGGUUGAUGAUGACUCUGGUUCUGGGGGGUCUUUAAGUAGUGAUGAUUCAGACCCAGGUAGGAGUGGGGCUGAACCGCAAGCCAUUUUGCAAGGCUUGUUCAACGAAUUUCCCAAUGUUGGGAAUGAUUUGAAACAGCUUUUAGAAAUGAUUGAUGGUGGGCAAGCAGUUGACAUCAAGGGAAUAUCAGAAAGAUCUUUGAUUAAGCAUCUAAGGAAGUUGUUCCUUGCACUAAACCUGAAGCAAAAUGAUGGAGUUUUUUUGCUGCCUUCAAAUGUUCGUCCCACUUUGGAGGUUGUUGGGCUCAUGAUUCAAACAUCCUUAGAACCUCAAUCUAGACAGAAUGAGAUGCAUCCAAAACAACUGGAUGAGGAACACAGACAAGUGGCUGGUGAAAAUAAUAGGACAGUGCCAUGCAUGGAGGAUGAUGAUACUGGUCCCAAAAGAAGGGUAAUUGGCCCUGCGAUGCCAUCAGCUGAGUUACUUGCUGCUGCAGCGAAAUUGACAGAUGCACAGGCUGAGCUCAGAGAAGCUGAGUUGGAAGAAGAUAGUGAAUUUUUUAUAGGACCUCCACCGCCUGCUAUGGUUGCUGAAACUGCUUCAGCUAAUGAAGCUGAGCGGUUCGAAGAGGUUACAAGGAUCAUGGAUGCCGCGGAUGAUAGUCUAUAUGAUAUUCUAGGAGCAAACCAAAAUAUGUCUGUUGAGAAUAUAAAGAAAAGGUAUUGGAAGAUGUCUCUUUUGGUGCAUCCUGAUAAAUGCUCGCAUCCUCAAGCUCAACAAGCAUUUGUUAAGUUGAAUAAAGCUUUCAAAGAAUUACAAGAUCCAGAUAAGCGGAAAGUGCUGGAUGACAAGAUUAAACUCAAGGAGGAACAUGAAAAAUUUAAGGUUGAGUUGAAAGCAAUGCGUGAGGCUGCACAAUGGAGAAAGUUACAAGGAAUAUCUAUGGAGGGUGAUGAUGAGCUCCUAGCAGACAUGGAUGUUAAGGUGGCACCAAAAAGAGAUGAGUGGAUGACAACGCUGCCACCUGAAAGGAAACAUGGUAUGCCUCCUACACAAUCAACCAGAUUCAACAAGAGCACUAAAGAAGGACGUGGUGAUACCAGUGCUUGGACUGAUACCCCUUCAGACAGAGCCCAGAAAGCUAAGAUGGGUUACUUGGAGGCGUAUAAUGAGGCUGCAGCCCUUGCUUCAAAUGAGGUGGAAAAGAAAAAGCAGAGUUCAGAUGCAGAAUUGGUGGACAAAUACAAUAACGAAAAACGAUCAAAAUCAUUGGUGCAAAAACACAAAGAGGAGACCGUAAAGCGUUCAAAGAGAAAAGUCAAGCAACAGACAGAGGAGGACUGGGUGGGGAAACAUCCGUGGAAGCCUUGGGAUCGUGAGAAGGAUUUGUCAGGUGGGAGGCAAAGUGUAAAAUUGGAUUCAGAAAACAUGAAUCAAGCUUUAACGUCACGGUUUUCUUCGGGCUCAUUUGAGAGAAACUUCCUUUAG
This is a messenger RNA of Prunus armeniaca (apricot), 1737 nucleotides long. NCBI's taxonomy places the organism in Eukaryota, Viridiplantae, Streptophyta, Magnoliopsida, Rosales, Rosaceae. The record is from the annotation of a GenBank genome assembly.